UAAACUCUGUAGAGGCGGGGUCAAAGGGUGGGCUCGUGUAGCAGAGAAGGCGGUCAGAGACACGACUUCCUGCUCCGGGGGAAGCAAGAAACAACCGAAGACGGGGGCAAAGAAAAUACACACAUAACAGACGGCGAUCCACAACCAGGCCAAUGGCGGACGGGAGGAUCUACGUGGGGAACCUUCCUCCGGACGUGCAGGAGCGGGACAUAGAGGACCUGUUCUUCAAAUACGGAAAGAUCCGCGACAUCGAGCUGAAGAACAACCGCGGCACCAUCCCCUUCGCCUUCGUCCGCUUUGAGGACCCCCGGGACGCAGAAGACGCCGUGUAUGGACGCAACGGCUACGGGUUCGGCGACUGUAAGCUCCGUGUGGAAUACCCGCGCUCGUCCUCCAAGUUCAGCAGCCCCAUGGGAGGGGGCCCCCGGGGCCGCUUUGGCCCCCCCUCCCGGCGCUCAGAGUUCCGCGUAAUUGUGACAGGCCUCCCCCCGACGGGCAGCUGGCAGGACCUGAAGGACCACAUGCGGGAGGCGGGGGACGUGUGCUUCGCUGACGUGCAGCGGGACGGCGAGGGCGUGGUCGAGUUCCUGCGCAGAGAGGACAUGGAGUACGCGCUCCGCCGCCUCGACAGGACCGAGUUCCGCUCGCACCAGGGGGAGACUGCUUAUAUCCGGGUGCAUGAGGAGAGGGGUUCCAGCUGGGGGCGCUCACGGUCCCGCUCCAGGUCGCGGGGUCGUUACUCUCCUCCUUACCAAAGCAGGGCCUCCCCGCCCCCCCGCUACCAUUCCCCCCCACCCAGACGCCACUCCUCCCGCCACAGCCCCCCCUCACGCCACAGCCCACCCUCACGCCACAGCCCCCCCUCACACCACAGCCCACCCCGCCAUUACCGAUAAACACACACACACACACACACCCCAGCCCAA
This is a messenger RNA of Anguilla anguilla (European eel), 926 nucleotides long. Its product is annotated as serine/arginine-rich splicing factor 9-like. Gene Ontology annotation, cellular component: ribonucleoprotein complex; nucleus; cytoplasm. The record is from RefSeq and is a predicted model, not a curated record. Lineage: Eukaryota; Metazoa; Chordata; Actinopteri; Anguilliformes; Anguillidae. Gene Ontology annotation, molecular function: mRNA binding.